UUGCUUCUUAUCUUUAGAUUGUCUGGUUUUAACAAGUGUGUUUUGAUGGCCAAGGAGAUGAUUAUGGCAACCUUUGAUGGCCAAGGAAGUAAUAACAAUAGUGAGUUAUUCCAAGCUCAAUCUCAUUUGUACAAGCACGCACUAUGUUACAUAACUUCCAUGUGUCUAAAAUCAGCAGUUGAGCUAGGCAUACCAGACAUAAUCAACAACCACAAUGGCCAAUCCAUUACUCUCCCUGAGUUGGUCUCUGCCCUUCAUCUUCCUCCAGCCAAAAAUGGCUUCGUCCACCGUUUGAUGCGCCUAUUAGUACACUCCGGCUUCUUCACAUCAAAGAAAAUCAGCCAAAAUCAAGAAGAGCAAGAGGCAUAUGAUCUGACACCUUCGUCUAGACUACUUCUGAAAGAUAAAGUAGUGGUCCAAUCCUUGUCACCCUUUGUUCUUGCAAUGCUUGAUCCAGCCUUUAUGGCUCCAUGGCAUUUUCUUGGAAGUUGGCUCCAAAAAGAUGAGUCUGCAACAACACCAUUUGAGUUGGCUCAUGAGAUGAGCAUUUUUGAGUACAUGAGCAAGAAUACUGAGUUCAGUGACCUUUUCAAUGGGGCAAUGGCCAGUGACUCGGGGAUGAUGAAGUUGGUUGUGAAAGAUAUUAGGCCUGUUUUCGAGGGACUGUGUUCAUUGGUCGAUGUGGGUGGUGGCACAGGAGGAGUCUGCAGGAUCCUCAUUGAGGCAUUUCCUCACCUGAAAUGUAAAGUGCUUGAAUUACCACAUGUGAUUGCCGAUUUGCCUAAUACUGAAAACUUGAUAUUUGUUGAGGGUGACAUGUUUCAGGCAAUCCCUCAAGCUGAUGCACUUCUACUCAAGUGGAUUUUACAUGAUUGGAGUGAUGAGGAAUGCUUGACGAUUUUAAAGAAAUGUAGAGAAGCAAUUCCAAGCUAUGGUGGAGGGAAGGUUGUGAUAAUAGACAUAGUGAUAAAUGACCAAAAUGAUGAACUUGAAACAGCUGAAGCUAAGCUCUACCUCGAUUUGUUGAUGAUGACUUUGGCCACUGGCAGAGAGAGAAGUGAAAAAGAUUGGGAAAAGCUCUUUUUGGAGGCCGGUUUCACUCGCUAUAAAAUUAUUCCUAUAUUUGGUUUGAAGUCUCUAAUUGAGGUUUUCCCUUGAAGACUAAAUCAGAAUAUAAUCUGCAAUAAUCCUUGAAAUAACCAUUUGAUUACUAUUGUGAUUAUCCUUAAUUACAAUAAAGUUAUCAAUAUGAGAUUGUUGAUCACCAAAAAUUAUCUACUUAAAGCUUUUAUGUUACUUUUGCGGACAAAUAAAAUGGAAAAUUACUUUAGUUCUCGAGAAA
Messenger RNA from Humulus lupulus (European hop), 1342 nucleotides. RefSeq names its product trans-resveratrol di-O-methyltransferase-like. The record is from RefSeq and is a predicted model, not a curated record. Gene Ontology annotation, biological process: methylation. Gene Ontology annotation, molecular function: O-methyltransferase activity; protein dimerization activity; S-adenosylmethionine-dependent methyltransferase activity. The transcript has 2 exons. Bases 46 to 1158 code for a protein of 370 amino acids. NCBI's taxonomy places the organism in Eukaryota, Viridiplantae, Streptophyta, Magnoliopsida, Rosales, Cannabaceae.